Molecule: messenger RNA, 1122 nt
Organism: Lotus japonicus
Lineage: Eukaryota; Viridiplantae; Streptophyta; Magnoliopsida; Fabales; Fabaceae
Product: putative DNA glycosylase At3g47830
Exons: 4
Coding region: 48-893 (281 amino acids)
Biological process (GO): base-excision repair
Molecular function (GO): catalytic activity
Source: RefSeq, a predicted model, not a curated record
AUUAGAAGAAAAAGAAAGGAAGAGCAAAACGAAGUUGAUCAGAGAGAAUGGAGAAGAGGCGGAAAAGGAAGCAGCAGGAGGUGGCGGAGCUCAAGGAACAACCUCCGCCUCAGCCGAAAUCGGUUCGUGUGGAAGAGAAUCUGAAGAACCCAUUCCCAUCUCACACUCGACCCACUCCACAAGAAUGCCAAACCGUACGCGACACUCUCUUAUCCCUCCACGGCAUCCCGCCGGAACUCGCCAAGUACCGCCAACUCCAACCACCCAACUCCGGCACGGAACCGGAGGAAACCGUUCUCGACGGUCUCGUCCGAACCGUGCUCUCUCAGAACACCACAGAGGCCAAUUCCCAAAAGGCUUUCGCUUCUCUCAAAUCCUCCUUCCCCGAUUGGGAACUUGUGCUUGGUGCUGAGGCUAAGGAUUUGGAGGAUGCUAUUCGCUGCGGUGGUUUAGCUCCGACGAAGGCGAAAUGUAUUAAGAAUGUGUUAAGUUGCUUACUUGAGAGGAGAGGGAAAUUGUGUUUGGAGUAUUUGAGGGAUUUGUCUGUUGAUGAAAUUAAGGCUGAGCUCUCUGUUUUCAAAGGAAUUGGUCCCAAAACAGUGGCUUGUGUGUUGAUGUUCAAUCUUCGGCAAGAUGAUUUUCCAGUGGACACUCACAUAUUUGAGAUUGCAAAAACUAUCGGUUGGGUACCAGCUGCUGCAGACAGAAAUAAAACGUAUCUUCAUCUAAACCAGAGGAUCCCAAAUGAACUUAUGUUUGACUUGAAUUGCCUUCUGUAUACGCACGGGAAGCUCUGCAGUAAAUGCUCCAGUAAGAGGGGUAACCAGAAACAACAAAAGUGUAAUGAUAAUCCAUGCCCUUUAUUGGAUUAUUAUAAAGAGUUCGAACCUUGACUUUUGCUAACAAAUUAAGGUAAUGAUGGUAUGAACUUAGGCAGGAAGAAAUUUCUUAAAUUAGUUAAGAAAUGCUAACAAAUUUUGUGCUUGUGCAUCAAACACUUGUACAGUUUGGACUUUCUGAAGAUGUUCUUUCUUUCAAGCCAGUAAAUAGGUCUCACCCGAAAAAUGUAAACUAUUUCACCAAAUCAACAUUGUGGCCUUUUUACUCGUGGCUUUUUGAACA